AUACGUCCCCGGUCCCUUAUGACCCCACCUGCCCCGUAUCCAGAAACUUUACCCUCACCCCGCUACAUUCAGUCCCUCCCCCCGAUCCUCUCUCUGAUUCCGCCUUGCCUGCUGCCAGCCAGCCGUCCGUCCUUACGUCCGUCCGUCCACCGUUUGGAUCUAUGGUUGUGUCGGUGGAUUUCGUGACGUUAACCUGGCGGCCCUGAAAACGUUGGACUGACCGUACGAUUUUGACUACCCUUCUCGUUAGGGCGCGAAUGUAAGACGCGAGUGUUUUUUAAUCAUCGCAGCCACCGCACUGGAAUAUAUCAUAGACUAGUUCGGGUAAGAGAAGAGAAAUGUGUGGUGAAACUAACCGAUACGUUCCCGGUCGUGUUAAACUCCUCUAAAGGAGUAUAAGAAACUUUUAAACGACCAGUGUUUGAUAAAAAAAAAUUGGUGCAUAAGAAAAAAUUAGCUAAAUAUAUUUCUUUAGGUUCUGUUUCUUUCUUUCUUUUUCUUGUGCAUAUACAUGCACAUUCAUAUACACAUACAUAUAUAUGCAUGCGCGCGCACACACAUACACAUUCUAUACUAUAUAUACUAUCCUUUUCUUUUAUCUUCCUUUCUUUGAAGAAUAUGCGUAAAUGUAUAUAAUUUAUCCUUUCCGUUCAUGUAUAUAUUCGAAUCAACAUAUAUUAUUAAUUUAUAUCAUAAAAUAUAUUUUAUCCUUUUCUUCCCUUCUCUAUCUGUCCUUUUUUCAUCUUCUCUACAUUUAUUUUGUUUUUUCUUCGGAUAGAAUAAACGGGGUAAUAGAAAAAGAGAGAAAAUGAAUACAUCUGUACUUAUAUGCAAACUUAACAACUAUAUAGUGGAAUUACGAAGUGAAACUAUGUAUUCUUAUAGCAUUGUAACUGAAAAUGAUUCCAUAUAUACGAUACAUAUGUGCCGUCUGUGUUCGUCGAUUGUAAUGUUCAUCUGCAACAUUUAAAGUACGUUCUAAUCGGUUGGUCGAUCCAUCGAUUCGUUUAGUUCGUAGCGUGGCAAUUUAUUUACUUCAUAUUCUUCAGUUUUUUGGGCACAUACAUUUUUUCUAUUUUUCUUGCAGUUCUAUCUUUAUUUGAACUGUAUUUUUAAGAUUAUGGAAAAUAAUGUGUUUAUGUAGUGUUUCAUGGUGUUUCAAAGUUACCGACCGAGUGUUACUUCUACUAUUUUUCUGUGCAACAUUGCAACGUUUGGUUACUUGCAUAUUUAGAUUUUGUGUGUUCUGUUUCUUUUAUCUUCGACAAAUUUAAAGGUGUUUCGAUGAAUUUGUGUUUUGGUGAUAUAUUUCAACAGUGUAUCCUUUUUUUACCGAUACCAAAAGUUUUUUUCAUUCGUGAGAAUCACAUUUUAUAAUGGUGUCCGGAGCAGUGUCAGAGUGCUGGAGAGUAUUCAAGAUCCUGAAAUAGCAAAUCUAAUAAUAGGCGAUAUCUUAUUCCGACCACUUUUCGUGUGAACUUGAAGAGAUAACAACGCAGCGUGUGAUUAAUUAACGAACAAUCGAAUACUGCCGGGACUAUUGCUGUUGCUGCCAUUAUCACUACACAAAAAUAUAAGAAGAAUGAUAUCCAAAGAUAAAAUGCUUCGAUCGAUGAAGUAAUUUGCGCAACAAUAAAAAGAUUAGGAAGAAACAGAAUUAUUAAUUUCAAAUAUGUAUUAGAAAGCCUGUAUUAAAAAACGAAUGGAAACGAAACGAAAUAAAUACAUAAAGGAAGCAGAAGAAGAUUAAUAAUAGUGAAAGAAACAAUAGAAUGAUAUAUACUUUAAGAAGAAAAGAAUAUUGAUUUGAAUAUUUUUCGCACGACCAGUUUUGUGAUGAUUCGCAAAUGUGCGUAUGUGUGUACGUGAUUGUGUAUAUGUUAAACUGUGCGCGUAUGUUUCUCGUUCUGCCAUCUUGAAAGUCAUCCAAUUUCUUUCUCUUGGUGGCGCUGGCUCACGUGUGCGGGAAGCGUGCACGGUGCGUGCAUCGUACACGCACUGUGCUAGGUUGCUAUAAGCGAAGAAAUCUCGCUUUGAGAAUAACUGCAAAAUAAAGAUUUGUCGAUAGCAUAUAAUAAAACUGCGCGAUGAAAGCAAGUUUGUCGAUAAAUUUAUUUCUUUGUGGGAGUGAUAACGAGUGUCCUAACAAUAUUAAUAGUGAAAGCAGUAUCAAUAGCAAUAACAAUCUCGGCAACAGUACACAUGACAUUAGUAACAGUAAGAAAAACGUAUAUGACAAUGGUUUUAACGGCAACAAGAAAUCACAAGUGGAAUAUAAUGUGCAAGUUAAGUGUAAGCCAUAUGGCAAUGAUGAGCAGUUGCAUUUCUGUGAGGUGUACUCGUACUGAUUGUGAGUGCUAGUAGAGAAAGAGAAAGCGGGAGACAGAGAGAUAGAAGCCACCAAGACUCUCGUGGAGAGCGGGGCACUGAAAGAUAUGCGGACCUUUGUGCGAACAGCUGAAGCGGAAGUUGUGAGAACAAGUGGAGUGCAACGCGCUCCACCUAAUCGGUGAUAGGGUCAGUCGGUUAAAAGAAGACAAAAUUGGCGUUCGCAGCGACGGCAACGCGGCAUCUUUCGCGAUCACCUUUUCCUCAUCCCUUCCUUUUUCCUACUUCAUUUUGUUUCACUUCGUUUCCUCUCUCUUUUUCUCAAACUCUGACGCAAUUCAUUCGUUUAUUUUACAUAUUUUUCUUCUCUUAGUUAUCGAUAGAGAAAAAAAAUCUUGUCUUUUAUUUUGAUUGAAACUUUCGUAUAAUGAUACGCAAUUAAAAUGUUGGAAGAAUAAUGCAAACGAGAAUUCGUCGUAUAGAAGCCGCGUCGCGUUUUCUUACAAUAAUAAAGAAAUCGUCGCUGGAGCAACAGCGGAAGAAAGAAAUUUGAAAAAUCAGUUAGAUUAUGUUCCAAGUGUAUAAUAUCGAGUGAUAUGGAACGCAUGAAAGUGUAUGUAAGUUAGCAAGAAGAUAAAAACGACGAAAGAAUAAGAGAAAAGAGGUAGCGAGAAACAAACAUAACACGCAACAACGAAGAAACGAAGAGAAGACAGUAGUAGUGUAAAGAAAACAGAGAUGAUAAAGAAAAAAAAAAUCUACGAAGGGAAUAGCUUGUGAGAAGAAAAGCAAAAGUUUGCGCGACGUACAGUAUAAUGUGGAGUAGCGUGUUUCGCGAAAGUUUUUAAAAGUCGAUAUAGAAUUUAUAAAUAGAUCGGUUGGUAUACUCACAUAUGUGCACGCGUACGCAUGUGUGCGUGAUUACGCGCGCACAUGUACGUGAUUUUCACUCGAGACUGAAGCGGUGAAUUAUUCUCGCACGGAUCGACUACUCGUGGGGGAAAUUCGAGAUCCGGCUUACCUUCCACAGCUGACGUCAUUACCGUACACAAUGCGCUAGGAGUGAUGGAGACAGUGAGCAAGCAAGUCCAGGUAGUAAGCGGACUGGGGGUGGGGGGUCCGGUGGGCCCUGUGGGUCCAGUGGGGGCAGAUUUGCAUCACCAUCAUCAUCCUCACCCCCACUCCCAUCCUCCACACCCACAUGCCCACCCCCACGGUCAUCCUCACGGACCCCAUGGCCACUCACUAGUCGGUGUAACGUCGACCCCUGGCAGGGGUCAGACACAACCACCGGUCUCGCAUAACCAGCAUUUACCCGCGAGGUCUACUCCGGUACAGCUGCAUAGGCCGGCACAAAGUUAUGUAAACAUCAAGAGCAGCAGUCCUGUGUCUCCAAGAACGAUAGGAGCAGGAGUGACGUAUGUGCAGGGUGGUGCGGCUGCAUCUUCAGCGGCGGCGGCGGGAACAACCGGAAGUGGAAGUGGCGGAGGUCCUUCAAUCGGAGGAGGCGGUGGCGGUAGCGCAGGAGGUGGCGGUGGUAUCAACAACGCUGGUGGCGCGAAUAGUGGAACCGGAGUCGUUGGGACUGGAGCUGGUGCCGGUGCCGUUGGAAACGUAGCA
Molecule: messenger RNA, 3948 nt
Organism: Apis dorsata (giant honeybee)
Lineage: Eukaryota; Metazoa; Arthropoda; Insecta; Hymenoptera; Apidae
Product: protein doublesex-like
Exons: 5
Source: RefSeq, a predicted model, not a curated record